Messenger RNA from Rhinolophus ferrumequinum (greater horseshoe bat), 1996 nucleotides. It is a transcript of the gene LY6G5B, whose product is annotated as lymphocyte antigen 6 family member G5B. Lineage: Eukaryota; Metazoa; Chordata; Mammalia; Chiroptera; Rhinolophidae. The record is from RefSeq and is a predicted model, not a curated record. The coding region runs from base 613 to 1215 and encodes 200 amino acids. Gene Ontology annotation, cellular component: external side of plasma membrane. The transcript is spliced from 3 exons.
GCCCUGUGGAUUUGGGUGAUGGUGUUAGUAGCAGAGCAGAAUUCCUAGGACUGGGUAUGCGGGUGUGCAGUCACAAGGAAAAGACCCAGAGAAAAAUGAGAUUUCAAAGACUAGAGAAAUGCUUGUUCUUUUGGGACUGCUUACGGCUGUCUGUUUAUACUGUAAAGGGAAAUAACACUAUCUUUCGGUUUUGGUUUUACAGGGAAAGGGGUUCAAAAACAAUUAUAAGGGGUGGAGAAAGGAGGGAAGAGGUCCAGAAUUGCUGUUCCAUGGUGUUGUGCGGCCCCUGCUGGGGAAACUGAGACAUGCUCAGCUCAGAAGGAUGGGGAUACUGAGUUCCUGGCCCAAGUUCCUCCCAACACGAUAGGAACUGGCCCUGCUGUGUGGGGAGAACAGCAGAUGGUGCCAGAGACAAGCUAAUCCGUGGGCCCUUGAGGGGCAGGAACAGAUGUUGGGGAGGCAUGCCGGACAAAGGUAGCUGGAUGAGGGCCUAGGUGUUGCCCUUGUCCCAGCCACUGCUCCCACGUUCAGGAACCAGACCUUGUGGGUGAAGACACACUGUCCCUCCUGUCAAGUUAACUUCCUGCAGCCCGAAUCCUGCCCCAGGCAGGAAUGCAGCUACCCACAGCAGCUCCGGCUCAGACUCUGCCUGCAGCUCAGGAUCAAAGAGCACGGUCACAGGAAGCUCCUGUUCCUCGCGUCCGGACCUGCCACCUCUGCCUCUUAGAAGAUCCUUCUGUAGGGUGCGUUUCAGGCUCGGAGAAGUGCACCAUAGGUAGCUCGUCCCCCUGCAUGGUGAUCUCCAUCUAUUACAAUACCAAGAUUCGCUUCUUCAUCCGAGGCUGUGGACAGUACAAUUCUUACCGCUGCCAAGAAAAACGCAACACCUACUUCUCAGAGUACUGGUACCAGGCCCAGUGCUGCCAGUAUGAUUACUGCAACUCCUGGUCCAGCCCCCAGCUCCAGAGCUCCCUGCCUAAGCCCCCCGAUGGGGCCCUGGCCCUGCCCCUGCCCAGGUCCCAGAUCCAGCGUUUCUACCAGGCCCUGAACCUCUCACUGCCCCUCCCCCGCUUCCAUGCUGGGGAGGAACCUGAAGGCCUGGACCCCCUGGCUGCCCUGCCCUUGAACCUGGGCUUGUCCAUUGCUGACCUGCGCCAUAUAUACUUAUUCCUCAACAAUUCAGGACUUUUGGUUCUUCCCCGAGCUGGACUCUGACCUCUUAACAUUCCCAGAUUCCAGUCUCUUCCAGCCUCUCUCCCAACCCCCCAGCGUCCUGCACUGCCUUCUCAGAACCCCACAAUCUCUGCUCUGCUUUCUCAGACCCUCCUUCCUUUGUACUUCUAGUGUCUGUAUGCCUUUGAUUUAAUUUUCUCCCCUGAAACCAGUUGGCACAGCACCCAAUGCUCUUCCUCCUAGAAAAUCAUCUCAAGUGCAGAUUCUGCCCAGGCUGACCUGGAAAGGGCAGUGGUUUCCUCAGCACUUUCCCAUCAUCCAAGUGUUCAGUCACCGCCCCCACCCCCACCGCCAUCCCCUCUCACUGGUCACCUGCCACCUCCAUUUAGAUCUGGCUGUACGUCCCAUUUUGUGCCCAUUUCUAAGACCCAGUGCCAGACUGAACUUGCAGCAAGAAGGAUGGGUAGACUUCUGUGCACAUUUCCAGGUUUGGCAUCCUGGCGUCCCUGCCUUGCUGUCUACACCACCCCACUCCUCUCCUGGUAUCCUGCCGCCUUCUCCCAUCUCUUGUUCCAGGCUCUGGCCUCCUCAGCCCCACUUCACAUCACUUGAGUCCUGACACCCACUUCCAUAGGUACCCAGGGUGGGGAGAGGGUCUGUCCUGCUCUGCUCCAUGUCCCCUGAUUUCCCUCCACAAUAAACGGACUGGGUUAAGUCUGUGUCACAUUGUUCAUCGGCUCAGUCUCGGGUAUGAGCAGGUAUAGACAGACUAAAGAAAGUUAAUUGGGUGUGGGGUUCAACAAGGCUGUGGAGCCCUGUCCAC